Molecule: messenger RNA, 3117 nt
Organism: Chiloscyllium plagiosum (whitespotted bambooshark)
Lineage: Eukaryota; Metazoa; Chordata; Chondrichthyes; Orectolobiformes; Hemiscylliidae
Source: RefSeq, a predicted model, not a curated record
GAACCAUUCCCGAGAAAUGUACUCAAUGUUUUUUUCCCAGGUUGCACGUACACUCUAUCCUUACUUACCACAGAAUGAUGAUGAAUUGAAACUGAAUUUCAGUGAUUACAUCUUCCUGGACCCCACAAACCAGCAGGACGUGAGUGAAGGCUGGGUCCGUGGAACUUCGCAUCAGACGGGACGGACUGGCCUUCUGCCUGAGAACUACACAGAGCGAGGGUAUGAAUCAGACACCUGGGUCAGGCACAGGACAUAUGCUUUUUGUCAGACGCUUGUGAGAGCAUCCACAAAUAUUUCUGAGCAUAACACUUCCUCUCCACAAAAUGGAACGAUUCCAUCCUCAGAGCCACGAGCAACAAACAGUAUUCAUAAACUUCUCAAGUCACAGUUGAUUGAAGCAGCUACCUUGAGGAGGUGUGUUCUGACGAUGCGACACGCUGAGAGAGUUGACCUGGUGUUUGGCAAGUCUUGGUUGACACAGUGCAUUACCACUGAAGGGAGAUAUAUCAGACCAGAUUUAAACUUCCCUCACAGUAUCCCCCAACGAGCUGGAGGUACCAAGGAUUAUGAACAUGAUGCUCCCUUGUCAUCCUGUGGAAUAUUCCAGUCUCAGUUAAUGGGUGAAGCAGUACAAGAACAAGAACUGAUGAUCCAAUGUGUCUACUCAUCUCCUGCUCUGCGAUGUAUCCAGACAGCUCACUACGUCCUUGAAGCUCUUCACCUUGACCCUGAAGUGAGUAUCCGAGUGGAACCAGGCCUGUUUGAAUGGACCAAAUGGGAAGGUGAACGGACAAUCCCAAACUUCAUGUCUGUGACUGAACUCAAAGCAGCAGGUUACACUGUGGAUGGCAAUUACAGUGUCCAUAUUCCUGUCUGCAAUCUGGUUCCAUCAGAAACAUAUGAAGACUACUUUGAUCGAUGUUCUUCGGUAAUGAAAGCAAUUAUAGGCAACAGGGAUGAAGGAAAUAUUCUGCUGGUGGCUCAUGCUUCAACCCUGGAUUGCUGCACCCGCCCUUUGCUGGGGCUACCUCCAAAGGACUCCAAGGAAUUUGUCCAAAUGGUUCGAAAGAUUCCUGCUCUUGGAUUAUGCUGCUGUGAAGAAGUCAAAGAAACAAAGAAAUGGCAAAUGAUUGAACCCCCCAUCAGGACACUGACUCAUGGACCCAACGCAGCUUUUAAUUGGAAAGAUACCAUCUUACAAGUUUAAGGACAUUACACUGAAUACAUAAUUUCUCAUCAUUGAAUGAUGAUCUUCACAUGUAACUGGCAAAUGGUUUGAUAACUGAAGUCUAGUUUAGUUAUAACUCUUAGUGAAUAUGAAAAAUAGGAGCAGGAAUAGAUUAUUCAGUGUGUUGUACCUGCUCCUCCAAGCACUCUGAUCACUUAAUUCUACCUAGACUCGAUUCUCAAGUCCAAUCAGUCUUCCAUUCAUUCAAUAUCUGAGUAUCUAUAAUGCUCUGAGGUAGAGAAUUCCAAAGACUCCCAACAUCAUAAGUGAAAAAAUUAUUUCUGAUUUCAAUUUUAAAUGAUUCUUAUCCUGAGAUUGUUCUUUAAAUUUGAGGUUUUGCAAUGGGAAGAAAGAACCUCUGAUCAUCUAGUCCUUCCAGGCUCCUUAGAACUUAAAGAUCAUCUCGUAUUCUCCAUAACUCAAGGAAGGAGAGGCCUCUUUUACUAAUUUCUCAUCAUAGGACAACACCCUCUUCCCAAGAAUUAACAUUUACGUGAAUAUUUACCUCAUUAGCUAAGGUGGAAUCCCACAGAAUUGAGGGCAAAUUACUGACAUGGAUAGGAAAUUGGUUGAGUGGCAGGAAACAAAGUUGGUAUAAUGGAUAAGUACUCAAAUUGGCAGGACAUGAUUUGUGGCAUACUGCAAGGAUCUGUGUUGGGGCCUCAAUUAUUCACAUCAUUCAUUAACAAUUUGGAUAAGGGCAUGAAAAGUUAAAUAUCCAAAUUUGCUGGCGAUACAAAAUUGGGCAUCAAUGUUGACAAUAACAUAAAAUUACAACAGGAUACUGAUAGAGUAGGUGAAUGGGCAAAGCUGCAACAAAUGGAUUUUAAUAUAAGCAAGUGUGAGGAUAACCAUCUCAUACCCAAAAAAUGGUGUGGAAUUGUCCAACGAGAUUUAGGUGUUGAGGAGCUUAGCUGAUUAAUAUGCUAUGAACAGACACAGAAAAUAGUGAAGAUUUCUAGUGGAAUGCUGGCCUUUAUACUUUAAGGGCUGGAGUUUAAAGAUGCUAACAUUAUUCUGAAGUUAUACAAAACCCUAGCUAGACCUCACAUAAAGUACUGAGAUCAGAUAUGGGCACAACACCUUAGGAAGGAUGUUUUGGUCCUGGAAGAAGUUCUGUGCAGGUUUUCUAGGGAUUAUACCUAUAAGGACAUAUCACACAAAUUAGAUUUAGAAUUGAGAAGGUUAUGAGGUGAUCAAAUCAGGGUCUUAAGGAUCUUAACACGGAAGGACCAGGCAGAUAAAGAUAAACUAUUUCCUGGUUGAAAAUUCUCAAACCAGAUGGAAAGUCUAAGAAUAAGGACCAGGCCACUGAGGAGUGAUGUUAGGAACCAUUUCUACACACGAAGAAAUAGUGGAAGUUUGGAACUCUUUUCCUCAAAUGGUGGUCAAUGUUAAUUAAAUUUAAGUCGAAGAUACACAUUUUUUAUUAGCAAGGCUAUCAAGGGAUAUUGGUCCAAGGCAAGCAUAUGGAAUUAGUCCGCAGAUUACUCAUGAUCAUAUUGAAUGGUGGAGCAGGUUUGAGGGACUGAAUUGCCUACUCCUGUUCCUCUGUUUCCAUGCAAGUACAUGUAUAUCCAUCCUUAGGUAAGGAGGCUAUAACUGCACAUUAUUGCCCAGGUGUGGUCUCAACAAAGCCAUGAAAAAUUCUAGUUUUUUUUUGUAGUCCAAACCUUGCAAUAAUGGUCAAAUUAUAAUUUUCCUUCCUGAUUACUUGAUGUAGCAGCAUGCUAAUUAUACAUUGCUUAAAUGAUACUUAUCUAAGUCUCUCUCAACAUCAACAUUUACAAGUUUCUCACUAUUUAAACACUAGCCAAGAUCCACAAGCCUGACCCAUUGUCUCAGCAUGCUCCUGCCCCACCAAACUCAUCUCCACCUACCUCAAUACU